This is a messenger RNA of Panicum virgatum (switchgrass), 1969 nucleotides long. Its product is annotated as aluminum-activated malate transporter 1-like. Gene Ontology annotation, biological process: malate transport. The transcript has 5 exons. Lineage: Eukaryota; Viridiplantae; Streptophyta; Magnoliopsida; Poales; Poaceae. The coding region runs from base 362 to 1714 and encodes 450 amino acids. Gene Ontology annotation, cellular component: plant-type vacuole membrane. The record is from RefSeq and is a predicted model, not a curated record.
CUAGCUUAGCUACUCCUAGCUCUAGCAGGCGUCCCCGGCCGACCACAUGCACCUCAGGCACAGGGAUUUUUAAUUCCUCUCCGUCCAAAGGCGAGGCGAGGCCAGCUGGCAGCUAGCCUACCGGCCAGUACUAGGAUACAAUUACCUGAUCAGUGUAGUCGCAGCAAGUCAGGAAGUCGGGCAGGUCCGAUCUUGGGAAGGCACCUCCCAUCACUCAUCAUCGAUCUUUGCCAUUUGCCGCCCACGCCUGCGGACGAGAUCAUCGGAGCCAAGCCUUUUUAUAAGGACGCACUGAUCGAGCUCAGGUUCCCAUCAUCGAUCGCUUCAUCAGUAGUUCUUCCCGCGAGCUAGCUAGCUGUCCAUGGAAGCUCCGGCGGCGGAGAGCAGCAACAAUCCUAAUACCAAUAAUGGCGGUGGUGCUGAAGAUGAGGGCGACGCCGGUGGCCGCUUCUCCUGGCGGCUGGUCUGGCUCUUGGCCGUCCGGUCCGCAGCAGAGAAGGUGGCCCAGAUCGCGAGGGACGACCCCAGGCGGGUGGCGCACUCGCUCAAGGUCGGGCUGGCUCUCACGCUCGUCUCCGUGGUCUACUACGUCACGCCGCUCUUCAACGGCUUCGGCGGCUCCGCCAUGUGGGCCGUGCUCACGGUCGUCAUCGUCAUGGAGUUCACCGUUGGUGCGACGCUGAGUAAAGGCCUGAACCGAGCUCUGGCGACGCUGGUGGCCAGCUCCCUCGUCAUCGGAGCUCAUGAGGUAGCCAGCCUCGUCGUCCCGAGUGAGAAGGCAGAGUCCAUACUACUCGUCGUCUUCGUCUUCUUUGUAGCGUCGGCAGCGACCUUCUCACGGUUCAUCCCGGAGAUCAAGGCGAGGUUCGACUACGGUGUCAGUAUAUUCAUACUCACCUUCAGCCUCGUCGCCGUCUCCAGCUGCCGCGUCGAGGAGCUCAUGCCCCUCGCGCUCCAGCGCACCACCACCAUCUUGGCCGGCGUCGCCAUCUGCCUCUGCACCACAAUCUUGAUCUGCCCGGUCUGGGCCGGCGAGGACCUGCACAAGCUCGCAGCCAACAACCUGGACAAGCUGGCCGAGUUCCUCGAAGGAAUGGAAACUGAAUGCUUUGGAGAGAAUGCUAGAAGCGAGAAUCUGGAGGGCAAGGAUUUCCUUCACGCGUACAAGAGCGUCCUCAGCUCCAAGGAGAAAGAGGACUCUUUGUGCACAGUAGCCAAGUGGGAACCUAUGCACGGCAAAUUCCGCUUCCGCCACCCAUGGAGUCAAUACCAGAAACUUGGUAGUCUUUGUCGCCAAUGUGCUUCUAAAAUGGAGGCUCUUGCUUCCUAUGUCGUCAUCCUGACAAAAUCUCAGUAUCCCGAAGCCAGUCCAGAGCUAUGCUUGAAGGUUCGGACAACAUGCGGUCAAAUGAGCUUGCACUCUGCUUGGGCUCUCAGAGAACUCUCAUCAGCAGUUAGGUCAAUGACUACACCAUCUUCAGCAAACAAUGACUUGUCUGCAGCCAUGAAAGUGGCAAAUAGCUGCGGAAAUGAAUUACUGGAAGAUGCGGCACUAUUGCAAGUGAUGCAUAUAGCAGUUGUUGGAUCCCUUCUAUCAGACUUGGUCAUGCAGGUAAACAAAAUAACAGAAUCAGUUCACAACCUAGCACGACUUGCACGCUUCAAAGACCCGGAAAAGACAGGAAAUGAUGUAGUUAUCAAUGUAAAAACUUGAUAAACAGAUGUUCUUAUUAUGUGAUACAAAUAUGAGCAUAAUGACUUUUACAAUUUGUUUUUCGCACUGGCACAUGAUUGUGACCUCAGGCCUGCCAUUUGAGUUGAUAGGUCUACAACAGAAUCAGUUGAUGAAGCGAAGCAACAAAGUAAACAUGUAGGUUUAUUCACCCGCACCAACUUGACGAGAUGGUUCUCCCGAAGGCAAUUCGUUGUAUUUAUUACCAUAAUAAUAUUGAGUUGAAGUCCACUUGAA